CCAUGACUUACUUUUGCUCACUCUGUGCUCGUCAACAAGUAGAUACUUGUAGUUGUAAGGUUUUGUUGCCAUUAUUUUUUCACGGACACGAAAAACAACUGGAUACAGACGGUAGCAAACAGUCGUAAGUACCGUUUAUUUUCGAUUUUCAUUUCUGUAAGAUGGUAGUGCGUGGUGCAGAUGAAUAGCGAAAUGCCACAUGGAUUCAGACCAGAGCUACCCAUCUAAUUUAGAAAUCAAACUUAAAGCAAGUUGAAGCAGACGUAGGUAUACUCCACUAGUAUCUCAGUAUCAGUAGCAAAAGUUCUUGUUGUUUUCACAUCAACGUUUGUUCACGAAAUUGGUUGUCAACUUCUACAGCGUACCUUCAAUGAAGAUGAUUCGCGCAGCACGCACAGUUUGCCGAAAAAGAUAGAAGAGGACCCAGCACCACAACAAGCAUGACCACGAUAGUGCUCCUCUCCCCAUUCCUGCCCUCCACGCGGUGCGGCGGCAGAAUGGCAACGAUUCUCUACUGCUUGCUUUGGCUGGGCCUCGGGGACGGGGCGGUCGUCGACAUGGAAGGCGGGUCGUCUCGAGCAAAUGGGUCGACCGCUUUGUUACGCGGCAGUAAGGCCACAAGACGAGUAGAAGGUGAAACGGCAGCAAAUAGUGAUGAAGAAGGGAAGGCCGAGGAUCGUGGUGUUGAGCAGUCAGAGACAGCUCUCAACGCGGGGGCCGGAGCUGCAACUGCUGCAAGUAGCCCACCGCAGAAAUCCAGCGAGACGAGUGAGAAUCUGAAUCGAAACAAGCAAAGCAGCACGUCGGUGGAAUCGAUCCAAGCACAGAUCGAAAAAACCACCGUCAAGCGCCGGAACAAGAAGUUAGCAAAACAAGCAAAAGCGAGGACUGGUGGUGGAACUCUUCCUGAAGAAGACCCGGUAGAGCAGCUGAUUGGCGAUUUUGGACUGAUCGAUGUGCUUGCUGAAGACGUCGUCGACGAGGGAGAUGGCACUUUUUCGCGAAUAGCCGCCAGCUUCGUGCAGGAAGAGGAGGAGGCCUGGAGCCCGAAACCGCUCUGGCCAAUGAAUGCACGUAUUCUUUAUUUUCCUAAGUAGUACUUAACUGCCAACUUCGCCCCCUCGGGGUCGUGUUUAGACAGAAAGGAUCAAAAGAAUGCUAUGCUGAUUCGCGACGAGGACGACAGCACGACACAAUAAAUUAACCCCAACAUCAUCAAACCACUGCAGGCGACUGGAUUUCGUUCCUUCUCGUCAGUCUCGUCUCCGUUAUCGCGGCCUGCGGCGGCAUAGGCGGGGGUGCGUUGUUUGUACCGCUUUACAUGAUGGUGCUCCAGUUUCCCACCGCGAAUGCCAGCGCCCUGUCCAACGUGACAAUUUUCGGCGGCAGCAUUGCGAACCUGAUGUUCAACUUUUCCAAGAAGACGGACAAGGGUGACGCACUGAUCGACUGGAACAUCAUUUUAAUGAUGGAGCCCAGUACGAUUUUAGGCGCAGUGAUCGGGACGUUGAUCAACAAACUCGUGCCGGUGUUCGUGCUGCAGUGUUUGCUCUUUGUGCUGCUGUUGCUCAUGGGGCAGAACACCCUGGAGAAGGGACAGAAAAGAUGGCAGAAGGAGCGGGAGCGCAUCACGUUUGGGGCGAGAGGUAUAUCUGAAGUGGAAUCGUGAUGUUGAUAUGUUGCACCCUAGGUGUAGGUUUUGGUAUUUGUUUCUCGAACAACAACAAAUAUCAUUCUGCUAUGUUCGUACGUUUCGAUUAGAACAUCUUUUUCUUUGAAAAUAACCUUGCACUAUACGAAACAACAAAUCCACAUCCACUCCAGAAUUCCCAACUUUUUCAGCUGCCCCGAUGGUGGAAAACGCCGCGGCCACCCUGCCCCCUUCACCAACCGCCCUCCCCUCCUCUCGAGGGCUUGCCACACAGGGAACAAUACCAGAACCACAGGGGAGGAAUCCGAACCCGACAUCACAGCAGGACGACACAACCACCUGCUGGUCGCCUGAGUGCAAGGUAUUUUCCAGUAAGUAACAACUUCCACGCAGUAGACGCAGCUUCUUGCCCUUGGGUGGUAUGUGGAUGUUCAGCAUCAUGUGUUGCCUGCUAAUGCUGAAAAAAUGGCUUCUUUCUCUGUGUUUUUGUUACUUUUUGCGUGCGACGUCCUUCCUCGUCGUUCUAGAUAUUGUGGAGCAAUCGAGCGGAACGAUACAGCAAAACAAAACAAAAAACAAAAACUGCAGAAAUUCGUCUCUUUUCUCCCCCUCUACAUCGCCUGCCUCGUCCUGCAGAUUCUUCGUGGCGACGGGCACGAUUUCAAUCCUAUCGCAAAUUGCGGCACUCCCGGGUACUGGAUGGUAAUCCUGGCCAACAUUCCCGUGGUUCUGCUCGCGAUGUUCCUGUACCGGCGGCAGAUUCUGGCGGAGGUUUUUCAGCGCCACGUGCGGUCCAGUUUGUACUUUACCACGCCGGCCAUUCUGAGGAAGGACAAGGACGAGAUUGGUACAACUUCAGGGAGAGGAAACUCCACCGGAACUGGACCUCUGCCGAGUCUGACUGCAACCGGAACGACGGACCUUGGUAGUAGCUCCGGUCGUGUAACAUUAUCUUCGUCCACUGCGAGAGGUGCUGCAAAUCCAAAUGUGCUAGACUCUGCCUCCUCACCACGAAGUGUGUACAGCACAGACAGCACGCGAGUAGAUGGAUUUCAUCCCCUUGCAAACCAGACCACCUCGUCCUCUGUGCUUUCAAAUGCAAAUGACGCUCUUGAUACAACUAAUAUCCAGUCCUCUCGAGAUCGAAAGCAGCCACACAGUACCGCAACGACCCACGCCCCGGACCCGCUUUCCGCCUCCUGCGCGACGACCGGUAGUUCCACCACAGUGGACGAGCCUGGAGGAGCUCUGUUCAACCGACCGAAUUUAUCAAUAUCAUCCUCUUCAUCGCGCGCAACUGUUAACAACCCACUGCAAACGCCCCAGCUAAGCUCCUCCUCGUCUUCCUCGUCUACUUCAUCUUCGCAUGGCAGUAUCAAGUGGGACGAGCGGAAUACGGUUCUCUACCCGGCGGUGUGCACGGCCUCGGGCCUGAUGGCGGGCAUGUUCGGCAUUGGUGGCGGGAUCGUGAAGGGCCCGCUGAUGCUCGCGUUGGGCGUGGAACCCAACGUGGCCAGCGCCACGGCCGCGACGAUGAUAUUUUUCACCGCCAGUACGGCCUGCGUGUCCUUCACCCUCUUCGGCUACUACGCACUGGACUACGCCUUGUUCGCGUUUUUUCUGGGUUUUCUGUUCGCGGCGGUCGGGCAAGGCAUGAUCGCGCAGCUGUUUGCGGAGAGGCAGGCGCCGAUCAUUUUGUCAAUGGCCGUGAUUAUUCUGCUGUCCGCGUGCGCCGUGGCGGUGCAGGCGGGAGAAACGUUUUUGUACAAGGAGCACCUGUUCGAGUUCAACAACCUCUGUGAACCGGAGUAAGAAGAUCAACAGAUGCGGAUGUCGAAUACGUCUAAACGUUAAAGCCUAGAAAUUUUGAGCCAAUCGUCUCACCACCCAGACACACUCGGUGGACAUGUUGGCGCAGCAUGCUGGGCGGUUUAGACAGAGUCUGACCGCAAAGCGUUUCGUGACAGCAUCAUCAAGCGGGGGCAUCAUGGAGCAGUGCAGAUAAAUCUUCAAUCGCUUUUUUAGUUCCGACGCAACAAAACGACUACGACACUGAAGCAUUUCAACAUCAAUCUGUGCCUUCACAAUUUAUAAAUCUUUCAUAUGCUUUUCACCAGGACCAGGACCAGGAAGCAAAGGACGCACAAAAUGUUCAAUCGGGGAACCCACUCCACCGAAG
Molecule: messenger RNA, 3830 nt
Organism: Amoebophrya sp. A120
Lineage: Eukaryota; Dinophyceae; Syndiniales; Amoebophryaceae
Source: the annotation of a GenBank genome assembly